AUGUGCAGUGCUAAGUAUUACUGCCCUGGCGGCCUUGCCUCCAACUCUCAAUAUGGGAGUACUGUGCACAGCCACAUUGACAAUGUGGUGGCAUUGCCGCUGGUACGCACGGAAGCAAAUGUUCGAAUUAGGUUGAUAUUCGAGGCCUGGUUCAUGAAGCACCUGGUAGAGAGGAUGGUGAGAGCAUCAGGCCAGAGUCAAGGUUAUGAUGGGAGUGAUGUGGAGCAAAUGGAAGUGGAUGAAGAGGGGUGGUUUGAGAGAUGUCCUGUGGCUCUGCUGGAAGAUGGCACGAUCUUGCGCCAAUACCUGCGCCAAACGCUGAGGCAUCAUGUUCAUGCGUACCUGAGGGUUGCUGAGGUUUGGCAUACCACUCAUCAUAUUGGACAUGUCCAUGUACCCACUCAUUUUCUGCAUACUGGCAGGCAUGUUCAAAGGAGCUGUGCAAGUGUCAAAUUAUGUGCCCUCCGCUCUGCCAUGACAGGUCCUAGAAUCUGGUCAAGUGUAGCGGCUCUGUGCAAGACCACUCUACCCACUGGACAUGAAGUUUUAGACACGAACUGUGCCAUCAACACGUCUCAACAAGCUACUCUACCAGCUGGACGUGAAGUGGUGAAUUUGAAUGACCACUCAGGACAGCAGGACAACAACGAGGAGGCACCACUCAACUCUCAUGUGGAGACUGGCACAUCAGAAGUCCCUGCUGACGCGAACAACUCAUCAUGGGCUGCUAGGAAUCCAGAUCAGCCUGUUCUGAUGUCUCGAGCCCCUCUUAACGCUGCGCAGAAAGCACAAGCCAAUGCACAAAGAGCAUCACGAAAAAUUUCAGCUGCACAAUGCAAGGGGACUGAAGACGCGCUCACUGGUGCCAUCCAAUGGCUACUUGCUGGGCAAAAUGACAGGAUCGAGGCCAUCGCGUCCGAACAUGGCGUCACUCAAGACAAGGUGAAUAAGCUUAUGGGAGGUGAAAGGUACUACAAAAAAGGGAGUCAAAAUACGCAACUCGCCAAUGCGUUGAUACAUGCAAAAGCGCAAGAGGUCAAUGCAGAUCGUCCUCGUGGCGCCAAGUAUUCACUUGAUGAGAUUCGAGAAAUAGUCAAGGCGGACAAGAGUAUGCAAAACCUAGUUCAUGAGGAGCAGCAAGAAUAUACCACCAAACUCAAUGAACACCGUGCCCUCCAGAACAUGAAGGCUGACGAAAUCAUGCGGAAAUUGGAACAAUGGGCAUGUAUGGCAGGUCGAAAUAUUCUAAUUCACUUAGACCUCGACGAACGGACUAUUGCUAAGUGGCGUGACAUUUGCAUCAACUACACUAAUUUUGAUAUUGCCAUGAAGGAUAAACUCGCAAUUGAUCUCAAGGGCUGGCCUGAGGGUGUGCCGUUCCAGUCCCCCACCAGUAUAAAUGACCUCAAGGCCUUAUUGAAGGACUAUGCUGCCGAACUUGCAGCAUGCCGAAAGAAAGGAGAAGUUAUUGGCAAGCCAUGCAAGAAGCGCACUGAUGCUGGUGUGCCAUGCAAGCGCAAGGGAAAGGAGAACGCACCUCUGAGAAAGCGAGUACGAGCUGCAGGCUCAUCCAUGCAGGCUCCAAAGAGCGUAGAAUACAUAGACACGACUGACGAGGACACAAUUCAUAUGUUCAUUCUCUACCUGUUCAAAAAAAGCCUGGCUCCAAUUGAUGGAUAUGGUGGCAAGAUACUCGAGCUUGGUGGUGACAUGGCUCUUUGGCUGCCGGCGGCACACCGGGAGCAAGUUGCCGAAGAUGCCGAGGCUCUAUACUACCCCCCUACGCUAGCACUAAUUGCCAGUCGAAUAAGACCUGCCAUCAUGCCCAGCUGUCAUGUCUAA
This is a messenger RNA of Suillus fuscotomentosus, 1842 nucleotides long. RefSeq lists its product as uncharacterized. Lineage: Eukaryota; Fungi; Basidiomycota; Agaricomycetes; Boletales; Suillaceae. The transcript has 15 exons. Bases 1 to 1842 code for a protein of 613 amino acids. The record is from RefSeq and is a predicted model, not a curated record.